Messenger RNA from Taeniopygia guttata (zebra finch), 1192 nucleotides. It is a transcript of the gene CCDC166, whose product is annotated as coiled-coil domain containing 166. NCBI's taxonomy places the organism in Eukaryota, Metazoa, Chordata, Aves, Passeriformes, Estrildidae. The record is from RefSeq and is a predicted model, not a curated record.
GAUGGGAUCCCCCUGGAGCCUCCCCGGGGAUCAGAUCCCGCAGUGGAACCUGGCUGGGGGUGGGAUCCCCCUGCAGCCUUCCCCCUGUGACCUCAUCUCCAUGGACACAGCUCAAACACACCGGCUCCAGGGCCAGCAGCAAACCGGGAGCACCGGGACCUGGGAAAACCUGGGAGCGGGGAAGUUUUACAGUUUGGUUGGGAUAUGGCAUCCAAAACAAAGAAGAGCAAGGAUGAGGAGGCAUCCCAAGAAGCAAGUGACACAGAGGACCCCGUCCGGGAGAGGAAGCUGCACCUGCAGGAGGAAUGCAGGGUCCUCACACAGCACCUGGACACCUACCUGGGAAGAGCGGAGCAGCUCCUGCGGGGCAGCAAACGCCUGGCAAAGGAAGCCCAGGGCACUCGGGAGCAGAGCCAGUCUUACCUGCGCUGCGGGGCCAAGCUCAGCCAGGACCCGCCCGGCAUGCUCAUCACCCUGAACGACCAGAACUGCCGGGACCUGGCCCAGAUCCAGGCGCAGAAGGAGGAGCUGGUGCCACGCUACGCUGGCAAGGAGCAGCAGGUGAGGAGCGCCCUGAAGGACACGGAGGCCGAGGCCUCGCACCUGGACGCGGAGCUGCAGCAGCUGCAGCCCUACAGGGAGCAGAAGGUGCAGGCGGAGCAGAAGGUGAAGGCGCUGGAGAAGGAGCUGCGGGUCACCAGGAUACGCUGCGCUGAGGAAACCCACGCCAUCAGGAGCAGGUUCCUGCAGGAGAAGGCCGACUGCGAGCAGGAAUUCCAGCAGAGGAUGCAGCAGCUCACCUGGGGAGCGGAGGAGGUGGCGCUGCAGGCUCUGAUCCAGCACGUGGAACAGGUGAAAGCCGAGAACAGGCUCCUGCGCCGCGAGCUGCUCGGCCUCCUCCAGCACUGCCAGCUCCUCAGGAACACCAGAAUCCAGCUGCAAGACCAGCAGGAGCAGCUGCUCCGGGAGAGCCAGUGUGCCCAGCGGGCAGCACUGCCCACAGCGGCACGGCGCCGCAGGGACAGGGACAGCCUACCCCGCUCACCUGUCAGGGCAGGCCACUGACCCCAAACCACUCGGCCCCGACCUGGAGGAACCAAACAGGGAAGCAACCAAAUCCUUCUGGCAGUGGAAGCACCAAGGGCUUUGAGCUCUUGUCACAAGGAUCCGUAAAAUAUAUUUAUGGACCAGA